AUGAAGCGUGGAACCUCCAUAGAUCUCAAGGAUCAUGCUAACCAGAUUUCGUACUCUGCUACUGAUUUUGUCGUGGAGAGCCUGGUAUCACUUAAUUUGGGUACUGAUGUUGGGCUACCAGAAAUAGAAGACUCCCGAGCUGGCGCAAGAAGUGCAAGAACAAUAGCUCGUGAUAGACUUACCUCAGGUACUCACGUCAGGAAAGUAGAUAGAGAAGACUCCGAAGAUGAUGACUCGGAGGAAGAAGACGAAGAGGGGGAGGAGGAGAAGAUCAUAAAAGGAUCUCCCGCAAGUCCUCAGAAGAGUUGUCAAAUAUACGAUAGAUAUAAUCAUUAUGUGGAAACAUAUAUGGAUCUUAAAAGAAGAAAACUAGAUUUGGAAACAAGAAAACUCGAUUUCAGACAUAUGAGUAUGGACACAUCAAAGAUUACAGUUGAAGUGGUGGCAAGUGUGUGCUAAUCAGAUUGCAGAAAGGUGUAGGGUUUCUGACAUGAGUGUUGGUGAUGUCAAUAAUGACACGGACGAAGACAGUCCACGAUGAUGAAGAACAAGAAGAGGAUAUUGAGUACAGAAAUAAGAAAGCAAAGAUCAUGCCAUAAGUACUUUUCUUUGGCUUAUAAGUAUUUGGAGCUGUUUUGGGAGAGUUUGUGCAGGUUUUUUCUCUGAAAGCCUUCUUACAAAGUAGACAAUUCUUAGAUCACUUGUAAUGACUUUCUUUAUUUUCUUCUCGACGGUUUCUUACUCAUUGCAUUCCCAUUUCC
Molecule: messenger RNA, 761 nt
Organism: Papaver somniferum (opium poppy)
Lineage: Eukaryota; Viridiplantae; Streptophyta; Magnoliopsida; Ranunculales; Papaveraceae
Exons: 2
Coding region: 1-459 (152 amino acids)
Source: RefSeq, a predicted model, not a curated record